This is a messenger RNA of Lactuca virosa, 1387 nucleotides long. The record is from the annotation of a GenBank genome assembly. NCBI's taxonomy places the organism in Eukaryota, Viridiplantae, Streptophyta, Magnoliopsida, Asterales, Asteraceae.
AUGAGUAAGCUUCAGAGUGAAGCCCUAAGAGAAGCCAUUACUCAAAUCACCACAGAUGCAAAAGAGAAGAAGCGUAAUUUCACUGAAACCAUUGAACUCCAAAUUGGACUCAAGAACUACGACCCACAAAAGGACAAACGUUUCAGUGGAACAGUCAAAUUGCCUCACAUUCCUAGACCUAAAUUGAAAGUUUGCAUGCUUGGAGAUGCCCAACAUGUUGAAGAGGCACAAAAGAUUGGACUUGAAUACAUGGAUGUUGAAGGGCUCAAGAAGCUGAACAAGAACAAGAAGCUUGUGAAAAAGCUUGCGAAAAAGCACCAAGCUUUUUUGGCUUCUGAAUCUGUCAUUAAGCAGAUUCCUCGUUUGUUAGGCCCUGGUCUUAACAAAGCGGGAAAAUUCCCAACACUUGUUUCUCAUCAAGAAUCCCUUGAAGCAAAAGUAAAUGAAACUAAAGCAACUGUGAAAUUUCAAUUGAAGAAGGUUUUGUGUAUGGGAGUUGCUGUUGGAAACUGCAGCAUGGAAGAGAAGCAGAUUUUUCAGAAUGUUCAAAUGAGUGUUAACUUUCUUGUUUCAUUGUUGAAGAAGAAUUGGCAAAAUGUGAGGUGUUUGUAUUUGAAGACAACAAUGGGAAAGCCAGUGCAUGCCAAACGCCACCUUCCAAGUUCCAACCCCCUUCUCCUCUCUAUAAAUAAACCCUCCUUCUCAAAUUUUCAUAAACCUCGAUUCCUCCGCUUCAUUGUAUUUCUCUUCCGUCACAAAAUGUCGGCCAUCAGACUUACUACCCCAACCACCAUCAUAACCACACCCAAAACCUCCACCACCCCCAGCGCUUUCCUAAAAUGCCCCUCCACUCUUCCAUCAAUCAAGAGCAUCUCAAAAGCUUUUGGCUUGAAAUCAGGGUCGUCUUUCAGGACAACAGCCAUGGCAACAUACAAAGUCACGCUAGUUGGACCAGAUGGAGAAGAGAAUGAAUUUGAAGCACCUGAUGAUUGUUACAUUCUUGAUUCAGCUGAAAACGCUGGAAUUGAACUGCCAUAUUCUUGCAGAGCUGGUGCGUGUUCAACCUGUGCUGGAAAGAUGGCUACUGGAUGUGUUGACCAGUCUGAUGGGUCUUUUCUUGAUGAUAAUCAAAUGAAAGAGGGAUACUUGUUGACUUGCAUUUCUUACCCGACUUCUGAUUGUGUGAUUCAUACCCACAAAGAAGGUGAUCUUUAUUGAGUUUGGUAUGUUUUUCUGAUUAUGUUGGUUCUUGUUUAUUAUCUUGGAUUUUGAAUUGUUUGUGGUAGUAGGUUUUGAAACUUUGUUGUCUAGAAUCGAAUGUGUUUUAUGAUGCGGAAUGUUAGUUUUUGUUGUUAGUAAUAAGUGAUUAAGUGAAAUUAAAACUUGU